This is a messenger RNA of Aspergillus aculeatus ATCC 16872, 2067 nucleotides long. RefSeq lists its product as uncharacterized. Gene Ontology annotation, biological process: DNA-templated transcription; regulation of transcription by RNA polymerase II. Bases 1 to 2067 code for a protein of 688 amino acids. Lineage: Eukaryota; Fungi; Ascomycota; Eurotiomycetes; Eurotiales; Aspergillaceae. The record is from RefSeq and is a predicted model, not a curated record. Gene Ontology annotation, cellular component: chromatin. Gene Ontology annotation, molecular function: zinc ion binding; RNA polymerase II cis-regulatory region sequence-specific DNA binding; DNA-binding transcription factor activity, RNA polymerase II-specific. The transcript has 2 exons.
AUGAGUGCUACGCGCAGUAGAACAUGCUUGAGCUGUAAUAGGACCUUCUCGAAAGCCGAGCACCUCACGCGACACUUGCGGAGUCACACUAAUGACAGGCCCUACGAAUGUCUGAUCUGUGGCAAGUUGUAUUCCAGGAGUGAUGUACUACGCCGGCAUGAAAAGAUUCAUCAGACAGCCUCGCCUCAGUCUCGAGAGCGUCCAGCAGGCGAGAAGGCAAUGUCGACGCCAUCAUCCCAGCAGGCAAUCAACCCUUCAGAUGCACCAACAGGCACCUACCUGGUGCCAGAGCAUCAGCUGCAUUUCGUCAACCCCAUUCAGCAUAGUGAGCCCAGCUCUUCUUGGUCUCCAGGAGCGCUUCUCGAUGUCGACGCGCUGGAUUUCACCUUGACCUCGGCGAUUUCGGAAUGGGCGCAACUGCCCCCCAUCCUGUCCAUCCCGAGCUUGACUGAUACCGGCCCCUUCCUUACCCCCACCUCAAUGCAGACUGCGGAAUUGCCAGGUGACGUUGUGAAGCGAAGAUGGUUUACGCGUCUGACUGUACCGGAAGACACACCGGCUUCCCAGAACAAUUCCGGCACUCGGGGCGGGGAGGUUGGUCAGGGAAACCUCGCGGCCGAUGAAACCUAUCGAGCAGGCCUCUCGCAGAAACUCCAACCUCGCAUGCACGAUGAGGCUCUUCCCUCAGCGGAGCAGCUCAAUCUCUUCGCCAACCAAUUCUUCACUCGCUUUCACCCACUUCUGCCGAUCGUGCAUGUUCCCUCGUUCAAGCCCACCACUGAGAACUCGUUACUAUUCAUCUCAAUCUGUUCGGUUGGAAGCCUAUUUGUAGGGUCGUCACACGCGGUCGCGCAAGGGAAUCGACUGUUUGAGAGGUUGAAUAAAGCGAUUUUGGCGUCCUGGGAGUCAGUUCUGGCUCGCAGCUGCUCCGACGCGUUGUCCAUGGUUCAAGCAGCGAUCAUCGGCCAGACAUUUGCCAUUCUCUCCGGCCGUCCCAAGGACCUCAUUCUGGCGGGUGUUCUGCAUGGCACGGUCAUGGCCUGGGCGCGUGAGUCCGAUAGGAGUGCACUGCCGCUGCCCGUGACCCCCCGAGGUCUCGACCUCGAUGAAGCUUGUUUGGGCGAGCAGUGGAGUCGAUGGAUUGAUCGCGAGCAGCGAUUGAGGGUCAAGAUCGCCCUGAACAUCCAUGACGCGGAACUCGCGAGUCUAUUGCACCAUGAGCCCAUCUGCAAACAUCGGCUCACGCAGUACCCUCAUUUGGCCUCGGAUGCAUUGUUCACGGCGCCUACGGCGGUGAAAUGGGCCAGAGCUUACAAACUCACGACGACUCCAACGAGCCCUCGAAUGUCGAACACGUACCUCGACAACAUUCUCCCAGGAGAUUCUAGAUUUGCAGCCUACGGACUACUUGAGAGCAUCAGUGCCCACGUCAGUGAGGCUCGACGGUCGAAUACACUCGAUGACCAGGAAGUGGGGAGAUUAUCCCACAUGCUCAUGUGGUGGUGGGGGAGCAAUAGCACCCAGUCUACCUUACACGACAACGAGGACGACCCCUUUGCGUUGCAAAUCUUGUGGCACUCCACCUACAUAGCCAUCUACGCCGACCUCGACCUGCUGGAACGAGCCAGCGGCCGGGAUGGGGAGUCUGCUGCGCAAGCCAGCUACCCGCUUGUCCGUUCUUGGUCGGGGUCACUAGGCGCAAGUAAAUGCCUGGUUCAUGCUUUCCUACUGCAGCGUUACGUGGAGAAGAUGCGUGUCGCCGCCGAGCCAGCCAUCCACAUCCCUCGAGGUCUAUUUCACGCCGCUUUGUGCUGGUUCGCCUUUACUCGAAUUGGAGGCCAGCAAGGCGUCGAUGUUAGGGCGUUCGAGGCUCCGGAAGUCCAGUUGUCAGACAGCCAUGCGGCGCCGCCUGGCGCACUCGGAAAGGCUGGCAGAGACUGUAUCUUGGCGGACGCCAACCAGGUGCACCGCUUGAUCGAUAUGCUGAGCCGAGUCGGACGAUGGGGCAUUUCAUCUUCAUUCGCUUCGGUGUUGUGUGCUGCGAUAGAGGGUCAUUCUGGGGCAUAG